Leptinotarsa decemlineata (Colorado potato beetle) is the source of this 5222-nucleotide messenger RNA. It is a transcript of the gene FMRFaR, whose product is annotated as FMRFamide Receptor. NCBI's taxonomy places the organism in Eukaryota, Metazoa, Arthropoda, Insecta, Coleoptera, Chrysomelidae. The record is from RefSeq and is a predicted model, not a curated record. Gene Ontology annotation, molecular function: G protein-coupled receptor activity. Gene Ontology annotation, cellular component: membrane. Gene Ontology annotation, biological process: G protein-coupled receptor signaling pathway.
GAAUCCGUCAUGUACUCAAUCAGGAUAGACCCCAAUCGUUGAAAUCGUUAGAAAGGAACAGUGAACAUCAGCUGUCAACCCGAAGAGAAGAUAAUAUAUCCCCUCCGCUCAAACAUGUACAACAACCACAAAACCUGAAAGAGAUCCAAACAUGUUAUCCGAAAUGGAAAGUGCUGUUCCGGAUCCCGAAAAUCAAACCAUCCCAGUAAUCGUAUGGUCAUUAUCGACAUCCGAUCAGAACGACUCCGAUUUCCAGUCCUGUGUGAACGUAGACCCGGAGGUAGUGAACUCCUUCCGCUUCGUAACGAACGGACUAUUCAUCAACGUCAUAGGCAUGCUGGGAGUUCUGGGCAACAUCAUCUCGAUGAUAAUAUUGUCGAGACCGCAAAUGCGGUCCAGCAUUAACUACCUGCUGAUCGGCCUGGCGAGAAUCGAUACAGUCCUGAUAAUUACCAGCAUGCUGCUUUUCGGCCUGCCCGGUAUCCACCCCUACAGCGGCUGCAUGUUCACGUACUUUUACGUCGUUUACCCCCAUAUAGCUCCGGUGGUGUUUCCCCUGGCCAUGAUUGCCCAAACCGCCUCCGUUUAUUUGACCUUGACUGUAUCCUUGGAGAGAUUUGUGGCUGUGUGUCAUCCUCUUAGGGCCAGAUCGCUUUGUACGUACGGAAGGGCCAGGAUUUAUGUGAUCGGGAUUAUCAUUUUUUCGGUCAUGUAUAACCUUCCGAGGUUUUGGGAAACGACGUUGCAGAAGGAGUGGAACGAGAAACACAACGUGACCAUUUAUUGUCCGCAGCAGUCCGACUUCCGAGAUAAUGCGGCUUACCAGACCAUUUAUAUUCACUGGCUCUAUUUGAUUUUCAUGUACCUGUUACCGUUUGGAUCGCUAGCAGUGCUCAAUGCUUGCAUUUAUAGGCAGGUUCUCAGAGCAAACAAAGAGCGUCAACGACUUUCCAGACAUCAGAAGCGAGAAAUUGGAUUGGCGACGAUGUUAUUAGGGGUCGUGGUAGUUUUCUUCAUCUGCAACAUCCUUCCACUGGUGAUAAACAUAAUUGAAACGUUCAACGUGUUCAUCGAAUUCAACCUAAUCUACUUAAUUCACGUCAGUAAUUUGCUCGUUACCAUAAAUUCGAGUGUGAACUUUAUUAUCUACGUCAUUUUCGGGGAGAAGUUCAAGAGACUGUUUUUGGUGCUGUUCUGUAACAAUUCGUUAUUCAGGAGUGGUCGGGAUUCGCCAGAAGCGGUCACCCACGAAGAUAGUUUCAUGUCCAAUGGAGACAGACAAAGCUUAAGGUUGCAGCGUCACAACACCAGCAUCAGUAGGAACGGAUUCACGCAUGGAACCACCAGGACGAAUGGUUCUUCCAGGCACUCUUCGACCAGGGAUCACAACCGGUACCGGAACUCUAGUCCGGGACCGUGUGUCUACUACCCCGCCCAUCGGCUCAGCAAGGACAUCAGCACAUACACGACGCACACUUACGUUCCGUCCGACUGACGGUGGCUGCCUCAGGACAUCGUCCAGGAGUCAUCCGUGUGACACCCUGGAGAGACGUCCUUGAAGGAUAUCCACGAUUUUUUCCGGAUACAGGUCGAGCUCGAAUAGAGCAGGUGAAUGUGUUUCGAGAAGUUGAAAGUGGCUGGAAAUGGAAUAUCACCAGAAGUAAUGGUUUUUUCUAUAUUAGAUGACGUAGGUGGGGCAUCACAAUCGGAAAAUCCUUAAAGUAUCAUUCGUAAAAUCUCGAGUCCGAGACUGUAUAUCAAUCUCAUCGUUUUUGAUUGCCAAAAUGAUCCCCGCAAGAAAUUCCCACAGUUACUGGCCCAAAACUAUAUUUCCUGGAGCCUCUUUAAGUGAUGAAUUAGAUUUGUUUCCUCUUCAUUAGAAAAGUAUACAGUGAGGAUCUGAUAAAUUAUUAUAUUUCAUGCUGAACCACCAUUCCUCAACCUCACGACUGAUAAAUUAUUGAAAAAUUAUUAUGUUUCAUGCUGAACCAUCAUUCCUCAACCUCACUGACUCAUUUAGAAUGAUUCAGAGUUCUAACACAUUAUCAUUAUCACACAUUAUUGAUGAUUUCGAAUGAAUAAUUUCGGUACGUUCCAAAUGGAAGUAGUUUUAUCGACAUCCCGCUGUCACUAAUGUUACGCCCAUGACUGCAUUCUCAGUGAAUAAUUCUCAAAUUCAACACUUUCAUUCAAUAAUACAAAUCACAACUCGACCCUGUUCUUCAGUCACAUUUUGUGAUUAUUGUUCCAAUUCCACUGUCGCUUGUUCGGACUGAUCUGCAUUAUAAUUGAAACUGGCUCCCUUUGGAGGAUGAUAUAUAAUACUUCCGAAUGAUCUUGUAUGGUCGACUGAAUUAUUUGGCGGCUCCUAUAGGACCUUUAUUCACCUUCGUCUAUUUCAUAGAAUUGGAUGUAUUAUACAAUAAUCAGGACAUUGAUGUGACGUCAGCAGCUAGGUUGUCGGAUUUGUCAGUGAGGCUUCAUUCACUUGAUCUUUUUUUAUACUCGCCAUGGGCGUAACAUUGUCUUUCUCUUCAAAUAACUCCUUCUCGAGUAACUAGUUUGCUUUAUUAUUUCUCAAUCAUCUUGGAAGUUUCCUUUCUGAAAAGGUUGAUUUUAUUAAGGAGGCCUUUCAACGUGUACGACUACAGUAGACCAAGUCUUUUCUCUCCUUGGUCUCCAUAUAUGUGUAGUGUUAGAACAGCAAUUUUUUGUUCAAAACUUCAUUUCUUUGGCUUUCCAUUUCAUCCUCUUUUUCUUCCAGUCUCUGAUAAUCUGUAGACGUUUUCUCAAAAAUGCAUGGACGAAUAUCCUCAAUGAAGCCCCUUUUGCUGUUUUUCCUUUGCUGUUUUUCAUGCAACUUGCUUUAUUUAGGGAUGGUUUGUAUGAUGGUUUUAUUGACUUCAUCUUUAGAAGAAGCUAUAUCAGGUUACUUUUCUCAACAGCAUCUACCAGUUCGUUGGAUGUCUACCUAACGUCAAGAUGAAAAUGUGCAUUCCAAUCUGUUCUUCAGAUUCUCAGUGCUUUACCACACAGAUCUUUUACAAGACAGUAGACUUUUUCAUCUUGAUCUAGCUAUUGGCAGUAAAUACAUCCUUGUGUUCUCUGUGGCACGUGACUUGUGUUAACUGAUCAUAAUAUCACUGUUCGAUUUGUUCACAUGUUCAUUCUAUUCAUAAUUCCAUUCCUUCCAUGACUCAUUGAUUGAUUUUUUCCAACUCGUCUUCAACUCAUAACACUCGGGAGCCUAACGUAUGCUUCUCAUCCUGGACUCCACCUCGGGCCCCUUUGAUAUCCUUUCACCUUUCCUCUCUGCACUUCUUCCCUACCUUCUACCUUCUCUGCUUUCUUUUUUCUUCCUUCUUCUUUCUUUUCUGCUCUCCUACGUAUUUUUUGUUCAUCCAACAACUUGAUAAUACCUGCCAUAUCCUCCAUCUAGUUGAUCUCAUUCGCUGGGGUAUUCACCAUAGACAAAGAAUUGUUAAGCCUAUACGUGGGUUCUUGAUACUGAACUGAUUCGCAUUUUAAUCCAACCAACUCAUGUUGGUCGAUACUCUCAUAUCUCUUGUAUCAUCUUCAAACUUCUCGAGAUUACUUGACGGUUUCUAUAGGAUAUUCAUUCGCCUUUGCUUAUUUUCGAGCUCGAUUCACGGAAUCGCUUGAUACUCAGCACGCCGAUGUGACGUCAUACACACUCCGUUGCCAGUGGCGGUUCGUUCGCUCGAUCAUUUCGUAGAGUCGACAUGGAAGUAGAAAUAUUUUUCAAUAAUUUGUUUUCUAAAGAAGAAAUCAGAAUAGGAAGAGAUGAAAGUUACGUAAAAAGCAUCAGUUACAGAGUAGUAAUAUACUGAUUUCUUGAAUAGGGUUUUCCAAUUGCCCCUCAUUAUGUGACUGAGUUUUCUCAUCUACUUUCUCAGUGAGUGAAUGUACUUCCGUAACUUUCAAUGAGUUGGCCUAAAACUUCAAAAAUGUUCACGAAUGGAUAUCAUUCUUAGUUCAUCGCGUUUAGUCAGGGUAUUAAUGAAUCCACAAAUCAUUCGCAACACGGCGUGGAAAGUGAUUCCAGGUUUAUAAUAGUGGCAGCCUCUCUGAAUGUUUUACGAAGAUAGAUAACCAAUAUAUUUCAUUAUUCAGUCACUUUCAAAAACUGUAUGUAAACAGUCUAUGCAAAAAGUGUAAAUAAUAGAUGUAGCAAAAUUAUAUAGAUUAGAACAAGGUUGGAGAAAUAUCGAAAACCUCUACAAUAUAUCCAAGGACUAUACUGUGAAACCUCUAGUACUAUUUGAAACAUAGAAAAAUAAAACAGUCAGCAUGAUGGUAGUCAUAAUGAAAAUCUAUCGAAAAAAUCAUUAUUAAUUCAUGAAUGGUGAUGAAGUUAUGAUAUAAGUCUGACUCGGGAGAGCUUGAUAAUAGUGUGAAGUUUAUUUUCAUGAAUGAAUGUGAAAAAUUCAGUGAUAGACUCUAUCAUAAAGUUUAAUGGAGUUGUAUCACCAGACUGUUAGAAUCGAUUAAUGUUUCAUUUCUUACGAAGUUGAUGUACAUCAUAAUGGCAUUAACACACCAUCUACCAUCUGUGGAUCCGAACAAACUGCGAUUUCAGUAUAUUUUUUGUUCUUAUUCUUCUUUCAAAUUCCUCACCGAUCGAUUCCCAAUUGAAUGGAGGUAGAGAAUUAACAAGCAAAAUACUUGUUAUCAGAAUGCUUUCGUCAAAUCAGCUGGCUUCUUCAGAGGUUCAUACACCUUGAGUCAUAAAAUCAUCGGAGAUGAACUGAAGAGGUACAUAGUGAGUCAAAUUGCAUAUUUCCGAAGGGAAACUCCUGUUUUCAAACUAGAUAAAUUUUAAGGUCAAAUUUUAUGAAAAACUCGAUGUUUUUCGGAAAUGGGUUCAUUGUAAAUUUGACCCUCAGACACAGACAUCAGUUCUCACCUGAUGAAAACAUGAGUUUUCCUUCAAAUUUGGCCCACUAUAUAUAAACCUCUGGAGAAUCUAGCCAUUCGUGCCGGGGAGACGUCAGGAAGAAAUUUCAAAAAUCGACGACCUUCAAAACCGAAUUAAAAUAGGUACUCUGAUUGUAUACACACUUCUAAAAUUCAGAAAAUAUUGUUCACCUUUGUUAACGGUGGUUCUAGAACAUAAUCUGAUACAAAUGCAAUGUAAUUAGCAGACAUGUGUGACUGUUCAUGAUAUUUAUUUUGUCCAAUAAAAAUUUCAGUUCCUAUAA